AUGAGUUUCGAAACGAUUCUCUACUCUGCCAUAGUUCUUCUCUUUAUUUUCCUAGUAUUCCUUUUCAUCACCGCUUCCCUCAUCGUUCGUCGCUCCAAACAAAGCAGUGUGAAUCUGCAGACGGUGGUGGUGACUCAGGAGAAUCCCUAUGUCACGAUGACCAGUCGAUCAUCGAAAAUGGAAAUCCCAGUUAUUCUUCCGAAGAAGCUGAAUAUGGCUGACAACGAUCACAAGCACCUACCGCCGCACAAUCCUCCUCCACCGGUUCCACAUCAUCAUCAACCAAAUACUCAUUCCACUCACCAUAGCUCUGCAACGAUUUCUUCGGUUACAAGUAGCCUCAACACCACGACUAGCAAGAAGCCAGCUGUCGCCGCUCCUCCUGCACCAACACUGAAUAAGACGGUGGAAAGCGCCAGUUCCGGACGUGUGAUGCAGUUGAAUGGACAUGUUGGAUUCGACUCUCUUCCUCAUCAACUUGUCAAGAAGGCUGUAGAAGCUGGAUUUCAAUUCAAUCUCAUGUGCGUCGGAGAGACGGGAAUGGGAAAAACGACGCUGAUAGAAUCCCUAUUCAAUAUGAAACUCGACUUCGAGCCGUGUAAUCACGAGUUGAAAACUGUUGAAUUGAGAACGAAAACUUAUGACGUUGCUGAAGGCGGAAUUCGAGUCAAACUGCGAUUGGUAGAGACUGCCGGGUUUGGAGAUCAGCUCGACAAGGAUAAGAGCGCCAAAGUGAUUGUUGACUAUUUGGAGUCACAAUUUGAAACGUAUCUACAGGAAGAGCUGAAGCCACGUCGUAUGCUUCAAUAUUUUGACGAUUCGAGAAUCCAUGCGUGCCUAUACUUCAUCUCGCCAACCGGCCAUGGACUGAAAGCCCUUGACUUGGUCACUCUUCGUGAAUUGGCAAAACGUGUGAAUGUGAUUCCAGUUAUAGCGAAAUCCGACACGACAUGCAAAGACGAAUUGCUCAGAUUCAAAGCAAAGAUUCUGAGUGAGCUCAAGGCGCAGAAAAUCGAGAUUUAUUCAUUCCCAACCGACGAUGAGACAGUCUCAUCAACGAACCAAGCAAUGAACACCGCAGUUCCUUUCGCUGUCGUUGGAAGUUGUGAUUUUGUGAAAAAAGAGAACGGACAAAUGGUUCGGGCUCGCCAGUACCCAUGGGGUAUAGUAGAAGUGGAGAACGAGCAACACUGCGAUUUCGUCAAACUUCGCGAAGCUCUUCUACGAACCAACGUCGAUGAAAUGAGACAACGAACUCAUGAAUCACUAUACGAGAAUUAUCGUCGCGAUCGACUUCGACAAAUGAAGAUUGGAGAUGGGGAAACUGGACCGAAGAUUAUCGAAAAACUCGCACAGAAACAUCGCGAGUACCAAGAUGAGUUCAGUCGUCGGGAGUUGAGCCUUCGCGAGGAAUUCCAGAAGAAACUCGAUUCAACAGAAGCGGACAUGCGGAAAGUGGAGGAAGCAUUGGCAGCACGCGAGAGAGAAGUUCAAGAUGAGCAUGAACGAGAGGCGAAGAAACUGGACGCAGAGAUUCGUCAGUUGACCGAAGAGCGUAUGAAGUUGAUGGCGAAGGUGUCGAAGAAGCUGAGAAAGUGA
Caenorhabditis briggsae is the source of this 1599-nucleotide messenger RNA. It is a transcript of the gene Cbr-unc-61, whose product is annotated as Protein CBR-UNC-61. Gene Ontology annotation, molecular function: GTPase activity; molecular adaptor activity; GTP binding. Gene Ontology annotation, biological process: cytoskeleton-dependent cytokinesis. Gene Ontology annotation, cellular component: septin complex; microtubule cytoskeleton; septin ring. Bases 1 to 1599 code for a protein of 532 amino acids. The record is from RefSeq and is a predicted model, not a curated record. The transcript has 9 exons. NCBI's taxonomy places the organism in Eukaryota, Metazoa, Nematoda, Chromadorea, Rhabditida, Rhabditidae.